Molecule: messenger RNA, 738 nt
Organism: Maudiozyma saulgeensis
Lineage: Eukaryota; Fungi; Ascomycota; Saccharomycetes; Saccharomycetales; Saccharomycetaceae
Source: the annotation of a GenBank genome assembly
AUGGAUAGUAUAUUUGGAUCAUUUGGUAAUCUUGUUGCAGAGCGUCCCAUUGAGCAUUUAGGUUGUCAGGAUCUUUCCUUUGGUGGACUAUUACAACCACCGUUAAAAGUUGUCGAAGAUGGUGGUGCUUCAGGUUGUGGUGGUAAAAUCUGGGUGGCAGGUGAAUUACUUUGUGAGUAUAUCUUAGAGAAGAGCCCCAAUAAUGAGCUAUUAGGAUCGAUCAUCUCACCAGAUUGUCACAUCUCCAGAGUAUUAGAGUUGGGUAGUGGUACUGGAGUAGUAGGUCUCUGUGUUUCACUAUUAGCACAACAACAUAAUCUUUCAACAGACACACAUGUUAGCAUCACGGAUAUCGGUGGACUGGUACCAUUGAUGCAAAGAAAUAUCGAUGCCAACAAAGUUAGUGGUAACACUAAUGCUACAGAAUUAAUGUGGGGGGAACCACUUGCAAAAGAAUAUCGAGAUGUAGAUCUUGUUCUUGCUGCCGACUGUGUAUAUUUAGAAGCGGCUUUCCCAUUACUGGAAAGAACUUUGUUAGAGCUAACAAACCAAGAAGAUAACCAACCUAUGAUACUAAUGACUUACCGCCGUCGACGUAAAGCUGAUUGGAAAUUUUUCAAACGGAUCAAGCAUAAUUUCGAUGUCAUAGAGGUAACUGAUUUCUCAAGACGUUCCCAGUAUUUAAAGAACCGUACACAUCUCUUAAAGCUGGUACGAAGAACCCACACAACUAAAUAG